AUGCUUCCAAUUGAGGUUGGCCGCUCACUGGGCUCACAGUGGCCCUGCCGCGACGUCCAGGCGCGCCAGCUUGCCAGUCUUUUAAGUCCUCAUGUCCCUAGCCCCCCAACAAUCGUUGUUCACGGCAUCUCUGCGACCUGCAAAUCCACUAUACUCCGCGGUGUUCUCUCUACCCUUGAAGUGCCACACGCCAUUAUCCGCAGCUCGGAAUGUAUCACAGGCCGACACCUUCUGACGAAGAUCCUCUGGAAUACACUUGAUGCCCUGGGCCAGAAGGAAGAGUGGGAGAAAGCCGGCAAGGGACGCUGCGAGCACAUCAGUGGCCUGGCUGUUCUGCUGGAGGAGUGUUUGGCAGCGCGGACUUCCGAUACCUCCAAGAAAUUUGUCUUGGUGCUUGAUGAGAUUGACAAACAGCGAGAGGCGCCACACACCUUGCUGUCGGCGCUGGCACGGCUAGGAGAGAUUAUUCCUUCUCUCUGUGUCGUUCUUGUUCUCAGCUCAACACCGCGGCCCCUGUUCCUUCAAAGUGCUGCGGUUCCCCAUAUCAGCUUUCCUCCGUAUACACGCAAGGAGGCCAUUGAUAUUAUCCUCACCUCCAAUGCGCCGGUCGUUGAUGGCCUGCCUGAUGAGACUUCUCUUCGGGUAUAUCCAUACUUCGUUUUUACGGUCUACGACUCCCUGAUUGGACCGACGGCAGGCUCGAUCCCAAACUUCAGAUCUAUCUGCGAAAGGCUAUGGCCCAAAUUCGUUGCGCCUGUGGUGAACGGAGAAGCACCUCCUGGAGGAAACACGGAGUGGGAUUUCUCGAGAUUGCUGGUCAAGAACAGAUCAAUCUUCCGGCACCAGGGCGAAUCAGCGCUGGUGCACCGCAUUGUGCCCGAAGAGACCUCGACAGCCAUCACGAAACAAAAGACUCCAUUGUCAAAUGUCACCAUGAUGCCCUCAGCCCUCCCAUCCCUCCCCUACUUCUCAACCCUCAUCCUCACAUCCGCAUACCUAGCCUCCCACACCCCCCAGCGCCUAGAUACAAUCUUCUUUUCCAAAUUCUCCUCAUCCUCCCUCUCAGCCCGAAACAAGCGAGCCCACCACCGCCGCCGCCUGAAAGUCCUCUCCCAAGCGCAAGCAGAAGAAAGACAAGCAGCAAACGACGACCCUUCAACCCCAAACAAACGAGGAAAAGGAAAGCGCACAAAAACCCGCAUUACAAAAUCAACCCUCUCGUCCGCCUUCGCAACCUCCUCAGCCACGACCUCCGCUACAGGCAGUGGUUCCGGUAUAACCGGCCCGUCAACAAUCCUCACAGCCCGCUCUUUCCCUCUGGAACGUCUCCUAGCAAUCUACCAUGCCAUCGACCCAAAUCCACCCGCCACACCUCUCCGCGUUGCAGCAGUCGCGGAUCGAAUCUACGCUGAACUCGCUACACUUCGUCGUCUGCGUCUUGUUGUCCCUGCUGCUGGGCAUAAUGGUGCUGCUAGUAGUAGUGGAAAUACUACUGCUGACGCGGGUGAUAAAUGGACUGUCAAUGUCUCUGGGGAAUGGGUUGGUGAGCUUGCUAAGGGUAUCGGUGUCGAGGUUGGGGAGUGGCUUGCUGGUGGUUUGGAUUGA
Penicillium antarcticum is the source of this 1605-nucleotide messenger RNA. Its product is annotated as origin of replication complex subunit 5 family protein. Lineage: Eukaryota; Fungi; Ascomycota; Eurotiomycetes; Eurotiales; Aspergillaceae. The coding region runs from base 1 to 1605 and encodes 534 amino acids. The transcript is spliced from 3 exons. Gene Ontology annotation, biological process: DNA replication; DNA replication initiation. Gene Ontology annotation, molecular function: DNA replication origin binding. Gene Ontology annotation, cellular component: nucleus; nuclear origin of replication recognition complex. The record is from RefSeq and is a predicted model, not a curated record.